Messenger RNA from Saccoglossus kowalevskii, 2779 nucleotides. RefSeq names its product ornithine decarboxylase 1 (gene odc1). Gene Ontology annotation, molecular function: ornithine decarboxylase activity. The record is from RefSeq and is marked provisional. Gene Ontology annotation, cellular component: cytoplasm. Lineage: Eukaryota; Metazoa; Hemichordata; Enteropneusta; Harrimaniidae.
CACGCCGAUGCAGUAAUGUGCGAUAUUUGCGACAGUGAAAAAACUCGAUCAUGUAUUCCUCCUUCUGACUAGCACUUGUUAAUUGUAUCCCUUUGAAAUUAGCCAAAAUUCCACCGAGACGAACUAGUGAAGGGGAAUAUUCGAGCCAGGGUGGGCAUUGCAAGAAGCACUACAUCAAAAACCCUGAGGGGUUGUGCCUUUACCGUGAGCAGCUAGACUGCAAUUUUGAGGCUCCGUGGAACCCAAGCUGAUAUUUGCUGAAAACACAACGUUUUCAAUUUGCUGUCUUGCUGCGUAUUUCUUAAAUCCCUGGUCAAGUUCCCCUAGUGUUUUGGUUACUUUUAUGUUCACCAAAAUGAACGUAAUUGGAAAAGACAUUGUUGUGGAUGUUGUUGAUGACUGCACUAAACCGUGUGAUGUAAUUUCUAAGAUAGCCGUCAUUCAUGACUUAGAGGAAAAAGAUGAUGCUUUCUUUGUCAUGGAUUUUGGUGAUAUCGUUAACAAGUUUGAAAAGUGGGAAGCUCUCUUGCCCCGUGUACACCCAUUCUAUGCUGUGAAAUGCAAUGAAAACCCAGCUGUUCUGAGACUACUAGCUGCCUUGGGUACAGGAUUUGACUGCGCUAGCAAGAGUGAGAUUAAAGAGAUCACUGACAUGGGUGUGUCACCAUCUCGUAUUGUUUAUGCCAACCCAUGCAAACCAAAUUCUCAUCUGAAGUUUGCAGCCCAAAGAAAAGUCAGUUUAAUGACUUUUGACAAUGAGAUGGAGUUGCAAAAAAUUCGCAAAAUCUAUCCUGAUGCUGAAUUGGUACUGAGGAUCUUGACUGAUGAUUCUACAGCUCAGUGUCAGCUUGGUUUGAAGUAUGGUUGUCAUCCCCAACAUGCACCCAGUUUACUGAGAGUUGCUAAAGAACUUGGACUGAAUGUAGUUGGUGUCAGCUUCCAUGUUGGGAGUGGUUGUAGAGAUGCCUCUGCUUUCUCUGAUGCCAUACAGUCAUCACGUAUGGUAUUUGAUUAUGGAUCCGCCCUUGGCUUCGACUUUCAACUGUUGGACAUUGGAGGUGGCUACCCCGGUCAAUCAUCAGCUGCCAUCUCCUUUGAAGAGAUGGCUGGGUGCAUCAAUCAAGCUCUGGACGUGCAUUUCCCAGAAGGCUGUGGCGUUAGAAUCAUCAGUGAACCAGGUCGUUACUUUGUAGCAUCUGCCUUCACUCUAACUCUAAAUGUGAUCGCUAAACGUGCUGUGGCUAGAGACAUCCAAACGUUCCAUGUUCCCGGCUCUGAGGAUUUGGUGGCGAAUACCGUUGCACCCAGCCAAUGUGAUGAACCAGCUUACAUGUAUUACUGCAAUGAUGGAGUAUAUGGAUCUUUUAAUUGUCUGUUGUUUGACCAUGCUACUGUGCAACCAAGUCUCCUCAAGAAAAUGUUAUUGGGAGAACCCAAAUUUGCUUCUAGUUUGUGGGGACCAUCCUGUGAUGGUCUGGAUCGUAUUAUGGAAAACUGUUUACUCCCGGAGCUUCAUGUUGGUGACUGGAUUGUGUUCGAAGAUAUGGGAGCCUACACCAUGUGUGCUGCAUCAACCUUUAAUGGAUUCCCCAAACCAAUUUGCUACUACAUGGCUAAUGAAUCUACAUGGAAUUUUCUGAAGAGAAUCAUGCCAUGUCCUGUCGAGAUGGAACCGGCACCACCACCUUGCAACACAAAAUGCUUUUCUGAUUCCAUUACCUGCCCAACUAUGAGAAGUGGCCUUUCAAUUCCACAUCUGGAACGUGGAGACCAUCCAACUGUUAUGAUAACGCCCAUUCCGAUUGUGCCUGACGUUGAUUAUUAAAUGCAUAAAAUAAACCAUGUGUGUUAAGUUUCACUUUGAAUAAUUGUUAUACUAAUGAUACAAAUCUAGUUUAGUUGGUUAUGAAAUCGUAGCAGUUUAUUUGUUGGCCGUUCAUUCUUUUUAUUUAAAAGGAGCAUCGUGUACAUCGUGUAGUGACAAUUUUGAGUACCGGUAAUGUGUAUUUCAUUGUAUUGUACUGCUAAAUGGGUAACUCUUUCACUGUUAUUAAUAUUCUCAUUCAAGUGCUCUUUACAUUAGACAUGGAAGAAUUAAAUGAUGGAAACCAUCACUGAACACGAAAAAUUUGCUGCCGUUAUCUUCAUAAAAUCUGAGGGGAAACUGUACAAGGUUUUCACAGGCAAAAUUGUGCACUUGAGCAUUUAAGUCGCAUCAACGUCUAGUACGUGCUGCUCGAUAAAAUCUUGUUCUGCCUUUGUGCGUACAUUGCAGUAAUCUCGUGAUAGCCACGUACUAUGCACCGUUUAACUCGUAAUAACAUUGAAGAUUUCUAUAUAGAAUUGAUUGAACCAACCAUGUAUGUCAAGUCUUGUAUUUAAUUACUUGGUUUAGCGUCUAUAAAAAGAGAAAGCAAAUUAUAUAUUUAUGAAAGUACCAAGUUUUGUAACUGCAACUUUGAAAUAUUCUGCUGUCGUAUCUGCACAAAGAUUUAUGGUAUUGUAAUGAAUAACAAGUUUAGGUUGAGAUUGAAGUUCAAACAACUUUUACACAUUGAACAAUUCUUAAACAAGAAUACAAACUAAGAUCUAUAUUUUUUGGGUCCAAUUUGGUUGUCAUGUACUGCCGAUUUAUACUAUAUAAAACCCCCCAACAAUUAUAUUUUAAUUUUUUUUCGGCGUUAAGUGGGAUACAUUUUUCUUUUAUUUAUGUUAAAAUAUAAAGUGUACGUUUGCACGCUACUGGUUAGUAUUAAAUAAUUUAGCAAAUGUAAUUGUA